UUUCGCAAGCUCAGCCCAAACAAACGCAUUAAAAAGUAAAAACCCCCCAAACAACCCUACUCCCAAAAUUUCCAAACCCUAGAAAUCGAGAAACUCCACUUCUACUCCUCAGCGAGCACAAUACUUCUAGAGUGUGCGGCAGCCAUGGGAGAAGAACAUGAAGAAUCAAGCAAAAUCGGUCCAAUUUUCAGAGAUAUUCGUCGUUAUUACUGCGAAUUCUGCGGUAUUUGCAGAUCUAAAAAAUCUCUCCUCACCUCGCAUAUCCUCUCUCAUCACCAGGAGGAGAUGGAAAAGAGGAGAGAGAUUGAGGAGGAAGAAGAAGAAGAAGGUGAAGAGAAGAAGUGUAAUAACACAUGCGAAGAAUGUGGAGCUACUUUUAAGAAACCUGCUCAUUUAAAACAACAUAUGCUUAGCCACUCUGUUGAGAGGCUCUUUACUUGUCCAGUAGAUGACUGCAAUACUAGUUAUAGAAGGAAGGAUCACUUAAAUCGCCACCUUCUUCAGCAUCAAGGGAAGCUGUUUAAAUGUCCGGUGGAAAAUUGUACUAAGGAGUUCACUGUUCACGGGAACAUUAGUAGGCACAUGAAAGAAUUUCACGAACAUAAGCCUGCUGUACCUGACAACGGAAAGGAACAAAGCAAACACGUUUGUCAGGAAGAAGGGUGUGGAAAGGAGUUCAAAUAUGCAUCCCAGUUGCGGAAGCAUGCCGAAUCACAUGUUUUGCAAUCUUCAGAAACAUUUUGUGGUGAUCCUGGCUGUAUGAAGCCCUUUGCAAGUGUCGAGUGUCUCAGGGCUCAUAUGAGAUCUUGUCACCAAUAUGUAAACUGUGAGGUUUGUGGUUCUAAGCACCUAAGGAAAAAUUACAAGCGGCACUUGCAAACUCAUGAUGAGCACUUACCCACUACACUGAAAUGCAGCUUUGAGGGUUGUAAUCACUCAUUUACCACAAAAUCAAAUAUGCAACAACACGUAAAGGCAGUACAUUUGAAGCUGAAACCCUUCAUCUGCAGCAUCCCUGGCUGUGGCAUGAGAUUUGCUUUCAAGCAUGUGAGGGAUAACCAUGAGAAAACUAGUCGCCAUGUUUAUGUUCAUGGGGACCUUGAGGAAUUUGAUGAGCAAUUCAGAUCAAGGCCUCGUGGUGGGCAGAAAAGAAAGCUUCCAGAUAUUGAGAUGCUCAUGCGUAAAAGGAUUAGCGCACCUAAUCAUAGUGACAGUGCCCAGAACCGAAGCUCAGAGUUUCUGAUGUGGUUGCUUUCCGAUGAUACAUGAUCUAUCUCUAGCAUGAAGCGAAACCUUUUUGUAAAUUUUGUAGGCUAGAAAAUUCAGAUAACUAGAUAAGUAGUUUCUGCGAGUUUUGUAUAUUAGCACUUUAGCAUAUUAGCUAUAUUGUGAAUGCGUGAGGGUAGAUUUAUAAUGUUGAUGUGGUCAUACUUGUUUUUAAGGAGGUUGAAAAUAUGUUAUUAUAUUUGUUGCUAUUUGGUAGAAAACAUUAAACCUUGAGUUGAAAAUGUUUAAUUUCUCAUUUUUGUAUAAAUAUCUUAUUUAAGAA
Molecule: messenger RNA, 1549 nt
Organism: Beta vulgaris subsp. vulgaris (sugar beet)
Lineage: Eukaryota; Viridiplantae; Streptophyta; Magnoliopsida; Caryophyllales; Amaranthaceae
Product: transcription factor IIIA
Exons: 6
Coding region: 145-1269 (374 amino acids)
Biological process (GO): regulation of transcription by RNA polymerase II
Cellular component (GO): nucleus
Source: RefSeq, a predicted model, not a curated record